Messenger RNA from Prorocentrum cordatum, 3441 nucleotides. Lineage: Eukaryota; Dinophyceae; Prorocentrales; Prorocentraceae. The record is from the annotation of a GenBank genome assembly.
AUGUGCGAGUCGUACGAGCGCUACACGGACGAGCGCCGCGAGGAGCGGCGCGCCCGCAAGAAGGGCGGCCGCGGCGCAGCGGCAGAGGGCGACGAUGGCUCGGACAGCGGCAGCAACGACGACGACGCGCAGUCCGCGAGCGCAGGCCGCGACCCGCACGACAGGCAGGACAGCGAUCACGACAGUGAGCACGGCGACGGCGAGUCCUCCGACCCUGGCAGCGAGGCAGCUGACGGCGACAGCGACCAAGAGGCAGAGGAUGAUACAGGCGAGGCAGAAGGCUCUGGGCGUCACAGCAUCAAGAAGAGCUUCAUGGCAAAGGUCCUGUCGCCGCUCAUCGGCUACGGGACCUCGUUCGAGCUGCUCCAAUACGUCUAUGAUCUGAACCUGUGGAGCACGCUGGGCAGUCGCAAGAACCUCGGCCUCGGGGACAAGGUUCCCAUGCGCGUGCUCAUGAAGGGCAAUUCCUUCAGCCCGCUAUACUGGAAGGAGGUCCACAACGGGCUCAUCGACCUGGUGCGCCAAGUGGGCAUGCCCAAGAUGUUCUGGACGAUGUCCCCCUACGAGUACCUCGCGCCCUACCACGAAGUGGGCCCAGGGCGAGCGAAGAAGCUGGGCGGAGGCGCGUGGAAGAAGCACAUCCUCAGCAGCAAGGCGGAGAGUGGCAAGCCCAUCAAGCUCAUCGUCUUCACGCGCAUCGAAUUCCAAGAUGGGAGCCGCAAAGAGGGCACGUUCCGCUACCAAGGGAGCGGGCGACCGCACGCGCACAUCCUGCUAUUCGCUGACGAGCUCGAACCCGCGAAGGUGGAGCAGCUCGUCAAGGCGAGCCUGCCCUUGGCGGAGGACCUGGCGCUGACGGGCAAGGUCAAGUGCUCGCAGAAGGACCGCGACGAGGACUGGAAGUGGCCCAUCUACGACGGCCCCGAGGGCUGGAACGACGACGACGGCACGCUCAAGCUGACACACUCCGCGGAGGACAGGGACGAGGGCGUCCACCGCGCCUUCUUCGUGGACGUCAUGGACGGCUUCCCUUGCCACCAAGACCUCCAGGUCUCAGACGGAGAGUCCAUGCUGCUUCAGUACGUGGCGAAGUACGCAGCCAAGUUCUCGGACUCCUCCUUCGACGAGUGGUUCAACGACGAGGGAUCUGCGACCUCGGUGGCGCGCCGCAUGGUCAACGAGUACCACCCCUACGAGCCCGAGAUGUGGCUCCAGCUCAACGGCCAGAACUUCAAGCAGUGGCACGUCUCCACCGUCAGCAGGGGCAAGCGCGACAUCCAGGCGCCUUGGCCGGGCAUGGAGACGCCGCCCGCAUACGUUGAACAGUACUGCGCGGCCAGCCGCACCUGGCGCCGCGCCGACAUGCCCCUGCUGGAGUUCCUGCGGAAGACUGGAGACGACGGCCAGAUCGUCCACUGGAUUCAGAAGCCGUGGCGCGAGGAGGUGCUCGUCGUUGCCUUCGCCAAAUACGUCAAGGAGGGCGGCAAGCUGCCAUUCCAGAAGUUCCGCGUCGGCGCCACGAAGAAGGAGUUCAAAGCCUUUGCAGGGAGAGAAGAGCAAGGCGCCGACGACUUCCGCGCGUUCGCCAAGUGGCACGUCGAGGAGAAGCUGAACGCGGAGAUGAGCGGGCAGGUGCAGAUCGACCCGCUCGAGGUGGCCUCGCUCGCAGACUUUGCCAACGACUACCCGAUGAACGGCGAGAAGAUCGUCGGUGUCGACCACGUCUAUCGCCUGAACGAUAAGUUCUUCGGCCAGUGGCUGGCGCUGCACGUGCCUUUCUCGAACAGCAUGGACGAGCUCCUGGACGCGGACGUCGAUCGCCUGGUGCCCAAGAAGUACCGCUGGUUCGCCACGGCGCUGCGGCGCUGCGACGACCACGACCGCGUGCCCGUCGAGGUCCGCGACUUCUGGAGGCUGCCCCACAGGAUCAGGAGCGAGAUGAAGCAGGAGGCCAGCACCGACGACCACAUCGAGGACGUCCAGGAGAUGGUCCACGGACAGAUGGAACUGGUGGACGAGUACCUGUCGGGCGCACGCAACCGCGCCGAGGAGGAGACAGCCGCGGCGGCUGCGGCGGCGGCGAGCGGCCGCCGCGGGGGCGCUGGCCCCGCCGCCCCGCAGCAGUUCAACGCCCAACAGAAGAAGGUGGAGAAGGCCGUCAACAAGGCCGUCGACCGCGCCGUCAUCUAUAACCACAGCGACAGCGCCUCCGCGGUCGAGAGAGCGGGCGACGAUGCAUGGCAGAACAACACGCCGACCAUCGUCCUUGGCAAGCCAGGCACGGGCAAGACCACCGUCGUCAAGGAGUGCAUCCGCCGCGCCUGCGAGAAGGGCGCCCAGGUCCUCUUCGCCCUGCCCACGGCGCAGCUCGCGAGUCGCAUGAAAGUCUCCCUCCGCGGCAUCCAGAACGUCUGCGUGGACACUUGCCACGCGGCCUUCAAGUUCGGCCAGCCCGAGUCCGAGACGCUGCACCUGAUGAGCUCCUACGACAUGGUCGUGGUCGACGAGAUCUCGCUCCUCGAUAUGCCCCACUUCGAGGAGCUGAUGAAGAUGUGGGCCGCGGCGCAGAAGCUCUCUGCCUUUGUCAUCCUGGGCGACAAGUACCAGCUGCCCGCCAUUGACGCGGUCAAGAACGGUCGCCCCUGGGAGAGCGCCGCCUGGAAGAAGUGCAGAGUGAUCACCCUGCACCGGGCCCGGCGCUGCAAGGACCCCGAGUUCCUCAAGGUCCUCGACAAGCUCCGCGUGGACAAGCCCAGCAAGAAAAUGCUCAGGAGCAUGUGCCGCGGCCGCAAAACCUGGAACUGGGAGCACCCCGACGCGGACGACAUCAAGCGCCACCUCGAAGAGCACCCAGAGACCGUCAUCGUCACGUGCACGCGCCACAAGGCGGAGGCGAUCAACAACCUCGCCGUGGAGGGCCUCUUCGCGGGGCGCAGGCCCAUCGCGGUGAUCGACGGGGACAUCGACAUCAACCCCGAGAAUUACACCAAGGACGGCUUCCGCGACGACCGCAGGCCCAUUCCAGCCAAGGUGCCGAUCUACAGAGGUGCUCGUCUCUACCUCACACAGAACGUGCGCAAGGAGGACGACUACGUCAACGGCAUGGCCUGCACGGUCGAGAGGUUCACGCCGAACGGCGACGGCGGCGCGCUCCUCGUCCGCACCAAGACGAACCAGCUCCUGCCCAUCACCAAGUGGACCAACAAGAAGGUCGAUGGCCGCAGCGUGCGCCACUUCCCCAUCAGGCUCGGCUACGCGAGCACCAUCCACAAGGUGCAAGGGGAUGAGUUCAAGCACAUCACCGUCGUGCUCGACAAGCAGUUCUGCCCCGCGGCGGGCUACGCGGCGUUGUCGCGCGUGGAGCGCGCUGCCGACUACAAGCUCGCGGGCGCGUUGACGCCCGAGCACUUCGUGCCCGCCACCUGGAUGGAUCCCUCCUGA